Klebsormidium nitens is the source of this 1421-nucleotide messenger RNA. The record is from the annotation of a GenBank genome assembly. Lineage: Eukaryota; Viridiplantae; Streptophyta; Klebsormidiophyceae; Klebsormidiales; Klebsormidiaceae.
AGAUACGGUACUUGCCUACAAUAACGUAGGGUUUUAGGGUUUUAUGCCAUAUGGGAAUUUGGAAAGCCUGUAUCUACAGCUUGUGGGAUUUCAAUUUUCAGCACCAUGGCGUCCUCCUGCCGCUUGGCAUGGUCCUCGGCUCUUGCUCUCUGUUUCCUCUGCCUCUGCGACGCCAUUUACUCGCCAUAUGGGAAAGGGGUCCGGUUGGAAGAUGUUCAGGCCAUCACCCUCCACAGGGGGCAGAGGACUACGUCUCGUCGGUCAGGUGCUGUCCCCCAGCUGAACUGUGUGGGUGGGCCGUGCGAGUAUGAGCCUGACACGGUGCAGUGUGUGAAUGUGGGCAGUGACGGGAUGGAUGUGCAAUGGAGGUGCGAAGCGGACUUGCCGAGCAAUGUCAAGUUUGCUCGCACGCAGGUGACAUGUGAGGGCUAUGAGUACCCGGAUGAUGAGCGCGUGCUUGAAGGAAGCUGCGGUCUCGAGUACUCGCUAAAAACAGUAGGAGGCGGUGGAAGCUGGUUCAGCCAAAGCCGUGGUGGGGACUACUAUGGGGCAGGAAAGAGUCGAGUCUCAGAGCCUCCUCGCAACUCGUGGGGCGCUGGCCAGUGGAUUAUCCUCCUCCUUAUCAUUUACAUCGGGUACCAUUUGGGUCGAGUCUAUCAGCAAGGCACCCACCGGCCGCAAGCCCCCUCGUCACGUAGUACAGACCACCGCCCCUCUGCACCCCCACCGCCGCCGGGGGGUUUCUUUUCAGGAGGGGGUUCAGGACCUUCAGAUUCAUUUGGGAGUGGCUAUGGGGGCGGCUUCGGCGGUGGCAAGGCUAGCACGUCUGCAAGUAGCGGGAGUUCUGCUUGGGGUGGUUGGACAAGCGCAGCGGCAGGCUACGGACUGGGUUAUUUGAUGGGCAACAGGAGACGGGCACCUCAGCCAACGUCGUUCUGGGGGGGGCAGCCCAGGCAGCAGCAGGCUACCACUGGUUGGUUCAGCAGGGGCAGCAACAUGAGGGGUGGCAUGAACCGGGGGGCAGGUGCGUCAGGUAGCAACACGCAGGGGGCCGCAACCGAGACGAGAAAAGCAACAGGGUAUGCUAGUACGAGCCGUAGGUAAGCUGCUCCUGCAGGCAUGCUCUGGUGGAGGUUUAGGCGGUUCUGUGCAACCUUCAGGGAUGAAGAGUCCGCCACUGUACUUAGAGCUCCACUGGAGGCAGUUGGAGUGGAGUGAACCAACUUGCCAACAACGGGACAAAGAGGUCGCAAUUUCCAUUUUAGUAUAGAGUUCGGAAGGCUUUUAUACAGUUAUGAUCACUCAAUCACAUUGGCCUUCCCGGUGUUGUUGAUCAUCUCAGAUGUUCGAGUUGAUGUACAUAGAUUCAAGUCGUGAUCAGCAGCCAUGGUCACUCUUCAAUCCAACUAUACAUGGUGUCC